Messenger RNA from Lodderomyces theae, 2103 nucleotides. RefSeq names its product Stb5p (gene STB5). Gene Ontology annotation, biological process: positive regulation of transcription by RNA polymerase II; DNA-templated transcription. Gene Ontology annotation, molecular function: DNA-binding transcription factor activity, RNA polymerase II-specific; sequence-specific DNA binding; zinc ion binding. Lineage: Eukaryota; Fungi; Ascomycota; Pichiomycetes; Serinales; Debaryomycetaceae. Bases 1 to 2103 code for a protein of 700 amino acids. The transcript has a single exon. The record is from RefSeq and is a predicted model, not a curated record.
AUGCUGUCACCUGACUCUUCUGUAUCAAAAUUCAGAGUUAAAAAGUUCCCAGUUGCAGAGGGAAACGGAAACCAUUUCAGUCACCAUCUGGUCGAACAAAUAGCCCAUGAGCCAGUCGCGAAAGUGACUAGCUGUUUAAGAUGUCGCAAAUUAAAGAAAAAAUGCAAUAAAGCCAAGCCAGAGUGCUCCAACUGUGAUAAAGCAGGGGAAGAAUGCCACUACGUCCCAAGAAAACAAAGAGUAACCAAGAAGGAUAAAUUGAAUAUUGAGCUGAAUGGAACGGAAAGCACCCCACGCGAGACCAUCCAGAGCUCGACAAGUCCAAGCAUGCCACAUCAUGGUAUAGAACAUUUGAGUCCAGCGAUACUGGAUUCACUGUCGUAUCUGAGUAAUCAGCCGGAGCAAAUACACUCACAUUCAGCGAGAUUAUUCCAUCCACAACUCCACACGAACUUCAACAUGCCUUAUACAGGUAUCGAACACAACCAGUCUGAUUUGAGAUCCAUCACGCCAACAACUGUAUCCCAGCAACAACAACCUCAUCACCAGAAGGCACAAAUCGAAAUACCAAUGCAGGUUCCUAACAACAAUGAUGACGCACAAGAGUUCCCAACAAUGUCAACACCGCCUCCUACGUUGAAUGCAAUCGAUGCUCGAGCCCCGAGCUUUGAUGCGUACCCUAAACAAAUUUCCAAAGUCUUGUAUGGUGCUGUUGGGAUAAAAACAAACUCCAAUGUCAGUAUAAUACCACCCAUAAUUGACAAAGUAUUGUUGACACGAAUCAUGAAUGCAUUUUUCAUGCAUACAUAUAGAAUAUGUCCAGUCAUAAACAAAGCUGAAUUCCUCACCAAAUUCAACCAAAUGUUCAAAGACGAUAGUGACUGCGUAUCAUUGGAAGAAUUUCAAGAUCAAUAUGAAUUGUAUAUGGUAUUGGCCAUUGGUGGCACUCAUUUGGAAAGAUCGGGCAUCAUUGGUCGUGAGAAACGCAUUUCUGAGUACUUUGUCUCCAUGGCAUUGUCGAGCGUGCACAACAAUAUCUCCAAGAACGACAUUGUCAGUAUGAAGAAUUUGAUGUUGCUAGCAUUGUACUCUUUCUUCAAUCCAGCAGAAUUUAUUGUGUGGGAAAUUGCUGGGAAGUUGGCAAGAAUGGCCAUCCACUUAGGUUUGAAUCAAGCAGUGUCUAAACAAGAGUCAGAGCGCUUGAGUGUGCGACAAAUCGAAAUGAGAACAAGGCUCUUGUGGUCGGUUUAUACUAUUGAUCGAUUGACUUCGGUAACCUUGGGCAGACCAGUGGCACUUCACGACGAUGAUAUCAAUGUUCCAUUACCACAGAUCCUAGAUGACGAGGAAUUGGAUGAUAUAACCACGUAUCGAUUAGUUAUCCAUUUGAGACAAAUUGAAGGGCAAAUAUUACGAAGAGUCCAUUCUGUCAAUGUGCAAAAGCAAUUUCAUAAUAAAGGUAAGUCAGAAGAGGAAUUGCGCGAACAAGUAUUGCAUGAACUACGCACUGAAAUUGAAGAGUGGCACAGCAAGGCAAAUGAGUUGGAACAUACUACUACUAGGCCCAAGCAGUCGCUAGCGUUUAGGGCGCUGAUACCAUGGUUCACAGCUAGGUACAAUCACUUGCUCAUUCUUCUUUACCGUCCUUCAUACUUGAAUCCUCAACCACUGCAAGAUAAACUUGAUACUUUAGGCAAGGCAUGCUUGCAAACGUUGUCUUCGACCUACAAAUUGUUCAAGUCGAAAUCGCUUCCGUUAAAUUGGACCACAUUGUAUCGGUUUCUUAUGGUUUGUACUACAAUCUUGUAUUGUCUAUGUAAAUGGGCUAUUGACUUGAUGGAAUCAAAAACGGAGAUAUGCUACUGCAUUGAAAUUUUUCAAGCAUUUGGAAGCGACUGGGUUGUGGCCAAGAAGUGUGCUGAGGUUUUCAAAAAGAUCGAAAACAAGUUGUUGGAGAUUACAUUGACAGAUGGUCACACAAGUGACAUGGACAACUUGUCAAAAGAGCUUCUUGGUGCAUCGAGCUCUUAUCAUGAGAUAUUGAACGUCCACUCCGUGGAUCUCUGUAUUGAUAGUCAGUACAUGUAUGGGUUUGAGAGUUGA